Messenger RNA from Penaeus chinensis, 1515 nucleotides. RefSeq lists its product as uncharacterized. The record is from RefSeq and is a predicted model, not a curated record. Lineage: Eukaryota; Metazoa; Arthropoda; Malacostraca; Decapoda; Penaeidae. The transcript is spliced from 4 exons. The coding region runs from base 1 to 1515 and encodes 504 amino acids.
AUGAUCCAGCUGCUGGUGGCUUCCUCGGACCCGGACCCAUUGGAUCGCGUCAAGACUUCGCCCUCUGAGCAUGUUGGGGUCUGUGCGGGCUCAUCCUACCUGUCGCUCCAAGCUCCCGUCAGCAUCUCACAGAGUGCGGAUAGUGGAGAGGGCGACGAGGACUGCAGUGCGGACUGUGGAGAGGGCGACGAGGACUGCAGUGCGGAUAGUGGAGAGGGCGACGAGGACUGCAGUGCGGAUAGUGAAGAGAGCGACGAGGACUGCAGUGCGGACAGUGGAGAGGGCGACGAGGAAUGCAGUGCGGAUAGUGGAGAGGGCGACGAGGACUGCAGUGCGGAUAGUGGAGAGGGCGACGAGGACUGCAGUGCGGAUAGUGGAGAGGGCGACGAGGACUGCAGUGCGGAUAGUGAAGAGAGCGACGAGGACUGCAGUGCGGACAGUGGAGAGGGCGACGAGGAAUGCAGUGCGGAUAGUGGAGAGGGCGACGAGGACUGCAGUGCGGAUAGUGAAGAGAGCGACGAGGACUACAGUGCGGAUAGUGGAGAGGGCGACGAGGACUGCAGUGCGGACAGUGGAGAGGGCGACGAGGACUGCAGUGCGGAUAGUGAAGAGAGCGACGAGGACUGCAGUGCGGACAGUGGAGAGGGCGACGAGGAAUGCAGUGCGGAUAGUGGAGAGGGCGACGAGGACUGCAGUGCGGAUAGUGAAGAGAGCGACGAGGACUACAGUGCGGAUAGUGGAGAGGGCGACGAGGACUGCAGUGCGGACAGUGGAGAGGGCGACGAGGACUGCAGUGCGGAUAGUGGAGAGGGCGACGAGGACUGCAGUGCGGAUAGUGGAGAGGGCGACGAGGACUGCAGUGCGGAUAGUGAAGAGAGCGACGAGGACUGCAGUGCGGAUAGUGGAGAGGGCGACGAGGACUGCAGUGCGGAUAGUGGAGAGGGCGACGAGGACUGCAGUGCGGAUAGUGAAGAGAGCGACGAGGACUGCAGUGCGGACAGUGGAGAGGGCGACGAGGAAUGCAGUGCGGAUAGUGGAGAGGGCGACGAGGACUGCAGUGCGGAUAGUGAAGAGAGCGACGAGGACUACAGUGCGGAUAGUGGAGAGGGCGACGAGGACUGCAGUGCGGACAGUGGAGAGGGCGACGAGGACUGCAGUGCGGAUAGUGGAGAGGGCGACGAGGACUGCAGUGCGGAUAGUGGAGAGGGCGACGAGGACUGCAGUGCGGAUAGUGAAGAGAGCGACGAGGACUGCAGUGCGGAUAGUGGAGAGGGCGACGAGGACUGCAGUGCGGAUAGUGGAGAGGGCGACGAGGACUGCAGUGCGGAUAGUGAAGAGAGCGACGAGGAAUGGAGUGCGGAUAGUGAGGAGUGCAGUAGAGUCAAUGCCUGGGCGAAAGAAUGUGAGGGUCGAGCGGUUGCCCAUGCAACAUGCUACCACUCUCCAAGCAGCUGGUGGAUCCAAAGGAACGGCAUAGACCGAUACGAACUGAGGUCGCAGAUGUCGCCAGAAUGA